Vicia villosa (hairy vetch) is the source of this 1863-nucleotide messenger RNA. RefSeq lists its product as uncharacterized. The record is from RefSeq and is a predicted model, not a curated record. The transcript has 5 exons. The coding region runs from base 272 to 1576 and encodes 434 amino acids. NCBI's taxonomy places the organism in Eukaryota, Viridiplantae, Streptophyta, Magnoliopsida, Fabales, Fabaceae.
GAAAGUGAAUGAAAUAGAAAUGGAUGAAAGCUGGAAAAACAAAAUCACGGUUAGAUCAUAGAAGGGCACCACCGUUAUAUACAUUCCGUUAUAACGCUUUCUCCUUCUCCUUCUUCUUCAGUUUCCACUUUCCACGCCGUUAUAUCACUUUCUUCUCUUCCCUUCCAACAACGCCAUCAUGAACGCUCCCAAAUCCCUUUCUCUCAAUUUCUAGUUUUCAAGAGGAAGUUUGAUUGGAUUACAGUUUUCUGUUGUUGGAAAUUAAGUUAAUAUGGGUUCAGCUUGUUGUGUUGCUGCAAAGGAUCGUAGUGAUAGUACUAAUAGAAUUGAAAGAGAAAGUUUGCAUAGAGAUGUCGCAUGUUCACCGUCAUGGAGCUUUAGAUGGGAUAGUCGAGGGCGUGUUGCUGGUGAAGUUCAGAAUCCUUCCUAUCACUCAUCUCAUGCAGUUAGUAGAAAUAUCAGCAUGGAGUUUAAAGGCUCGUUAAGUUCUUACAGAAGUAAUUUAUCUGAUGGGGGAAGCGUCUUGGACAAUUCUGCAACUCCUGUUUCUCUGAAGUCACCUGUCAAUGAGGCAUUGGCUGGAAACAUAAUGACACCAUCUUCUGAUCUCUCCAUGUCAAGCAAUUUUUCUACAGUGGUGAAGAAUCCAGGAGAAUCUUCAAUACCGAAUCAUUCCUUUUCAAUACCUUCAGUUUUAUCAACACCUAUAUCAGGUCCGUUAUAUAAUCAUGAUCAUCAUCAUCCCAACUCUACCCCAACAAGAUGGGCACAUCGAUCUCUAAGAAACCCACUGUUGAGGCAGAUUUCUGAUAAUCAGAUCAUGGGUCUAAAAUCACCAGACAGCUCAAUUUUUGAAGGGAGGGUAUCAUUUGUACUCUCCGCUUGCAGCAAUGAAAUUGAAGCUAUAUCCCAAUGUGGAUCUUCUGAUGGCUGGUCAAUGCACACCUUUUCUGAGCUGGUGGCCUCGCAAAGAGGAAGGUGGUCUUUUGACAGUGAAUGUUUAGGCUCGGGUCGUCGAAAGAUUAGUGGAUCAAGUAGCAGGUUGUCAUAUUCACCAUCCAUGGAUCUACAAUCUUGUGGAGCUUGCACAAGGCUUUUGUCUGACAAAUCAGCAUGGAGCAACCAGAAGUUCGUUGCCAACAGUGAUCUCUCCGUUGUAGCUGUACUAAUAUGCGGUCACACAUUUCAUGCAGAAUGUUUAGAGACUAUGACUGCAGAGGCAGAUAAGUAUGAUCCAUCGUGUCCAAUUUGUAUGGUUGGUGAUAAGCACUUUUCAAAGUUGUCCAGAAAAUGUUUACGGGCUGAAGCAGAGAUGAAGGCCAAGAACCACAAGAUAUCCAGAAAUCGUGUAGUUGAUAGCUACCUUGAUGGUGGUUUUGAUGUAUUUGAUGGCCAAAAAGAUAUCGAACUGGGAGGAAAAGUUUCAAAGAUGGAGGCUAGCUCCAGUACGAGGAGCUCAAUUGGAAAGCCUUUUUUGAGGAGGCAUUUUUCAAAUGGGUCAAAGUGUAGCCGGUCUCUGUCUGAGAAUGAUUCUCCGAGGAAGAAAAGCUUUUGGGCAAGAUAUAGAAAAGAUUGAGUUCCAUUUGCUGUAAGAAGCAGCCCCUUUCUAAUUAGAGAAGUAAUAUAGCACACUUUCUAUGUAGUCUAACGUCACUUACAAUUUUAGAUGAAUUAAUUUUGACCAGAAAGUCCAGUCAAGGUGAUACGGUUCAUAUGAAUAUGAUUUGUAUGAAUAUGGCUUCCCUUGGCAAGUGUUGAGCCACAACACUGGCAGCACAGGAAGGCAGAGGAAUGUGUUAAUUAUAUUUUCAGAAAUGACACCAAGAGUAAAGUGAAUCUGAAGAUUGUCAUUUGUCACAGUAA